CAACCCUGCAGAGUCUCUUGUUUUGUGGCAUAAAAACUUGUUUGCGAAAGCAAACGAGGAAAAAAUGUGUCUUUCUGGUGUUUAAAUCAGCGUGGAUUGCCGAAAAUCAUAACCCCUCACUGUUUGAGCGCGCUCUUCGCUUGUUUAAUCCGCCGUAACUAAAUACAAUAUUGUUUAUAACGGGUGCGUCGCGUUGCAUUUACACGAACGCCGACGGUAACAAUAUGGCUUCCGAAAUCGCGGUAGUAAACAUUGGAAACUUUGAAAAGAUUCAAAACUUUUUAAAUGAUACCGCAUACAAGGAGAUACUCGAGAACAGCGAGAACUUCAACACGCGGCUGUGCAUCGAGCGGCGGCUGCGAAUGCCGUUCCUCGAUCCCCAGACUGGCGUCGCACAGACGCAUUGCGCUCUUUUUAUGAAGCGAAAGCAGCGGAUGCCCGGCUUUCGACAUGGCCAAAUCUACACGUAUCCCUCGGCACGAUGGCGCAAACCUAAGCGCCAAUAUUUACUUAAUCCACACCAUAGCUACCGCGCCUACCAGUACCGCGAGCACCAUCUGACCCACCAGCAUCAGCACCAUCACGUGCCGCCGUCUGGUCCUGGAACGGUCAAUGCACGUGAUCAUCAUCAGACGGAGAGUGCAGCUAUUGCGGCCACAGAUGGCAAUUCUAUGGGCGCUUCAGGGGACAAUGAUAGCAAGGACUCUCAUGCAAAUGCGGAGAAAGAUUGGUUCCAUGAGGACAUGGACUCAUCGCAUUACCAUCACGCCGAUGACUAUGAAGACGACUUUGACUCUGACAAUGACUUUGAUGAGUCGUACAGCAGUAGAGGAAAGCGCAAGCGUGGCUCACGACCCCGCCGUACGAAUGCAAAUGUGGAUGGCACACCGAAGCGGGGACGCAAAGGUGGCGGUAAUCGUCGUCGGAAUGCAGCUGAAGGCGAUACACCGGAUCGAAGGAGGCGCGGCGGUGCUGGCAAUAAUGCAAAUACUUCGGCUGCAGCUGCAGCGGCUGCCGCGGCCGUGGCACACGCAGCCAGCACAGCGGCUGCAGCAGCUGCCACUGGACUAUACACAAACCACUCUAACUCAGCAUCACCAAUUCCCAUUAUCGAUGAGACCUCACAGUCGGCUCUGGUGAUGACGCCCACGCUACCCACAUCGUACGAAAAGUCUUCUCUCAAUGAUGGUGGCGCCUCAAACGACUCAAUCCCUUUGGCCACCAUGGCUAGUAUGGCUAGCAUGUCGACAACGACUACUGCUACUCCAGCUAUAUACGCAACGGUAAACGCGCCACCAGCUAAUCCAUUGGCUAGUCCCAAAAAGCCCAAGCUACGAACGGAGCGUGAGGUGGCACAGCCUUCGCCCUACUGUGACUUCUGUUUGGGCGAUCAGCGAGAAAACAAGAAAACCAAUAUGCCCGAAGAGCUAGUGUCUUGCUCCGACUGCGGUCGUUCUGGUCAUCCAUCGUGUCUGCAGUUCACGCCCAACAUGAUAAUAUCGGUGAAGCGUUACCGCUGGCAGUGCAUUGAAUGUAAAUAUUGCUCGAUCUGUGGCACCUCCGACAAUGAUGAUCAGCUGCUUUUCUGCGACGACUGUGAUCGCGGCUACCAUAUGUAUUGUCUGUCGCCGCCUUUGGUAACUCCACCCGAGGGCUCUUGGAGCUGCAAGCUCUGUAUGGAGGAGUUCCACAAGCACAAGUAAAAUACAAUAAACAAUUGAAGAGAGAACAAAGGCGUCGGCCGGUCGCUCGUUCAGUGGAUUUGUGUGUCGAUCGGUAUCAUUGUAAAUGUAUUUUUUAUAUUUUCACUUACAUGCAGCUUUCGAAAUUACGUAUGCCUAAUUUAAAUUGUCAUUUAAGUAUUCCUUAGUAAGUCUCUAAUCUUAUGUACCUAUAUAAUUUAAUGAUUUUGUAUUCGUAACUACGCUUAAACGGAACGCCCCAAGUAUUCUAAGUAUUCCCAGACUUCCGCGCUAAAUGAAUUUACAAUGUUCAUUAUAUAAGGUCAUUAUUAAGCGAAUCCAAUCCUUGUCGUAUCAUUUAUUUACAAAGUUUUUAUGUAAAUCUUAUGAGAGUAAUCUAUGAAAUUAUAAUUAACAUAAUACCAAUAAAUACUGCAUGCCUUUUUGCAUAA
This is a messenger RNA of Drosophila mojavensis, 2134 nucleotides long. RefSeq names its product zinc finger protein DPF3 (gene d4). The record is from RefSeq and is a predicted model, not a curated record. Lineage: Eukaryota; Metazoa; Arthropoda; Insecta; Diptera; Drosophilidae. Gene Ontology annotation, cellular component: nBAF complex. The coding region runs from base 225 to 1703 and encodes 492 amino acids. Gene Ontology annotation, biological process: nervous system development. The transcript is spliced from 3 exons.